This is a messenger RNA of Staurois parvus, 315 nucleotides long. The record is from the annotation of a GenBank genome assembly. Lineage: Eukaryota; Metazoa; Chordata; Amphibia; Anura; Ranidae.
AUGUGCGUUGAUGAGGCAGCACUGAUGGGCACUGAUAGGCAGCACUAAAGGGCACUGAGAGGCAGUACUAAUGAGAAGGGAUGGAAGGUCUCAGAGGCAGACUGACAACUCAUGGGGCCUCCGGGCAAUAGGGGAUCAUGGGGCCCCUGUGUCCUCGCCCACACUCAAACAACACCCAAAAAAGCCUAUGAAAGGUACCAGAGGCAGCUCAUGGGGCACCCUACUGACCCCUAGCCCUCAGGCAGUGCCCGAGUGCCUGAAUGGUCAGUCUGCUCCUGGAAGGUCUAACUGAUGAGGUGACCACUGUGAUUGGCU